Messenger RNA from Drosophila obscura, 804 nucleotides. It is a transcript of the gene Rrp47, whose product is annotated as nuclear nucleic acid-binding protein C1D. The coding region runs from base 143 to 646 and encodes 167 amino acids. The transcript has 3 exons. The record is from RefSeq and is a predicted model, not a curated record. Gene Ontology annotation, biological process: maturation of 5.8S rRNA; regulation of gene expression. Gene Ontology annotation, molecular function: RNA binding; DNA binding. Gene Ontology annotation, cellular component: exosome (RNase complex); nucleolus. NCBI's taxonomy places the organism in Eukaryota, Metazoa, Arthropoda, Insecta, Diptera, Drosophilidae.
AUAAUACAUAGUUUUCUGUCAACUCUUGACGUAUUUUUCUUGCCUUGUUAUAGUUUAUAUAGUUCUAAUAAAAUCCUGCAACUGAACCAGAGUAACAAUAAUAUGAUAAUAGUUUAAUUACGAAAUAAGGCUUUUACUACAUAUGAUUUCAAUGUCGGAAAGAAAAGAUUACAAUAUCAAAGAAGCCGAAUGGGGCGUCCAUCUGGAGGGAAAAUUACGUGAAGACAACAAAAUUCAAGGAACUAUUGAAAGCUUUGAUUUAAGCCUUGAUGCAUUAGAGACCGACAUGAAAAAAGCCCUUUCAACUCAUAGAUCUCCACUUCUGAGCAUAGAUGAACAAAUUAAAUUAGACAGUUAUCUGGUAUACUUAACAACCACGUUAUAUUGGAUGUAUUUAAAGUUACAGGGCUCAGAUGUGUCUAAGCAUAGUAUAAUACAUGAUUUGGGUCGCGCCAAAGAAAUUCUGCGUAGAAGCAAAGAAUUAAAUGCCUCACUCGAAGCUCCUCGUUUAGAUAUGCCUGCUACCAAGCGAUUUAUUGCUGCUGGAAUGCAUACACGUUUUGUGGACAUGGACGGCGUUAUGGUUACUGAAGAACAGUACAAACGAAGUCUUUUGGAGGUUGGGAAUAAUAAGAUAGAUAAAUAGUUUUUUUUUUUUAAAUAUAAGGUUACAGAAAUGUGAAGUUUUGUGUUCAUGUAAAAACUUGUGUACAUACAUACAUAUGUAUAAUUCGAAAUAUUUUUCCAUUUAUAAUAGCCAAAAUGUAUAAUAACAGUUAAGAGAACGUUUUCUUGGUACUACAA